GGUUCACCUCUGCUUGGCUCAGAGAUGUCGGAGACGGGUACCGGUGCUCUAGCGCUGGAGCCAUUUCGUGUAGGCCAGUGUCCAGCAGCUGCCUAUUAUAUCCCAGAUUUCAUCACUGAGACGGAAGAAGUACGUCUUUUGCAACAGGUUUACGGAGCCCCCAAGCCAAAGUGGACUCAGCUAUCUGGGAGGAGGCUACAGAACUGGGGAGGCCUGCCCCAUCCGAAGGGGAUGGUUCCAGAGAAGCUGCCCCCGUGGCUUCAGACUUACACUGACAAAGUGUCCUCCCUCGGCGUCUUUGGAGGGAAGCUGGCAAAUCAUGUCUUGGUGAAUGAGUACCGCCCUGGCGAGGGGAUCAUGCCUCACGAGGACGGCCCGCUGUACUUCCCCACGGUCACCACCAUCAAUUUAGGGUCUCACACCCUUCUGGAUUUCUACCAUCCUGUCAGCAGAGGGCAGCAAACGGAAGGCGAACAGGGGCCCGCCCCCCAGUUGGAGGAGGAGCGCCACUUCGUGUCCCUGAUCUUGAAGCCCCGCAGCCUCUUGGUCUUGCGGGAAGACAUGUACUUGCGUUACCUGCACGGAAUCCGCUUCGUCACGGAAGACACCGUUACAGAGAAAGUGGCCAAUUUGGACGUGUGCAGCUGUGAGCUCAGGGACAUGUUGUGCCGGGGAACGCGGGUGUCGCUCACCAUCCGCCACGUCCCCAAAGUGCUGAAAAUGUCCGUUGUGCUGGGCAGGAGGAAGUAA
Molecule: messenger RNA, 750 nt
Organism: Euleptes europaea (tarantolino)
Lineage: Eukaryota; Metazoa; Chordata; Lepidosauria; Squamata; Sphaerodactylidae
Gene: ALKBH6
Product: alkB homolog 6
Exons: 6
Coding region: 25-750 (241 amino acids)
Source: RefSeq, a predicted model, not a curated record